Sinocyclocheilus grahami is the source of this 653-nucleotide messenger RNA. RefSeq names its product ras-related protein Rab-35-like. The coding region runs from base 204 to 653 and encodes 149 amino acids. NCBI's taxonomy places the organism in Eukaryota, Metazoa, Chordata, Actinopteri, Cypriniformes, Cyprinidae. The transcript is spliced from 6 exons. Gene Ontology annotation, molecular function: GTP binding; GTPase activity. The record is from RefSeq and is a predicted model, not a curated record.
UGUGAGCCGCGUCAGAUCCGCUGUGAGUGUGAGAUGGGUGUGUGAGCCUCCGAUACCCCGCAAACCGCUCAAAAUAAACCGGGGGAGACGCUAAAGCACAUAUACGGCUGCCUCUCCGCCGGGAGAGGAGGAGCAGCAGCGGGAGGUUUCGCUUCCAAAAGAGCCUCUCCGCGCGGGGGACUCGAGCCGAGCCGGGCCGGGCCAUGGCGCGGGACUAUGAUUACCUCUUCAAGCUGCUCAUCAUCGGCGACAGCGGUGUUGGCAAAAGCAGCUUACUGCUGAGAUUUGCUGAUAACACAUUUUCAGGCAGCUACAUCACCACGAUCGGUGUGGACUUCAAGAUUCGCACGGUGGAGAUCAACGGGGAGAAAGUCAAGCUGCAGAUUUGGGAUACAGCGGGACAGGAGAGAUUUCGGACGAUCACCUCCACGUACUAUAGAGGCACUCACGGCGUUAUAGUGGUUUACGACGUCUCCAGCGCCGAGUCGUUCGUGAACGUCAAACGCUGGCUUCAUGAAAUCAAUCAAAACUGUGACGACGUCUGUCGAAUAUUAGCGGUUUGGAAUGACGUGAAGCUCGGGGAGGCUGUUGCCAUGGUGCUCACAGGCAUCACCAGGGAAACCGGAUCUUCACAAGCCAGUGAGACUCAAUGA